Aureobasidium namibiae CBS 147.97 is the source of this 1434-nucleotide messenger RNA. RefSeq lists its product as uncharacterized. The record is from RefSeq and is a predicted model, not a curated record. The transcript has a single exon. Lineage: Eukaryota; Fungi; Ascomycota; Dothideomycetes; Dothideales; Saccotheciaceae. Bases 1 to 1434 code for a protein of 477 amino acids.
AUGCCUGUCCCUAGCCGAUGUGCGUAUAUCGCCGGAGUGGUGGUGCUAUUCCUCUGCUUGGUUGCACUCUUCCAGACCGGCACAGUAUCGUCACCUUCAUCGCUACAUCUCGAUGAUGUGACAGACUUUGUAUCAUCUCCGUUCUCCUCUUACAAGGAUGAGGCACAGAACAACACCGCACAACAGACUUCAUCAGUAUCAGCAACAACAUCAUCAGCAGCAGCACCUUCGGCAACAGUACCUGCUGUUGUCUCGAACGUACCCAUCUCAUACGACAAAACCACACCUCCAUCAACAGGCUGCGAAGCCGUAGUCAACGCCGCUCAACAAAAACUCAUCUCCGAGUACCAACAACUCCUCAAGGGCAUUCGCUAUGUCAACGUCUGGGGCUACCUGGAGACCGAAAACAAGGGCGAUGCCGCCAUCUGGUCCGCCCAGCAAAUCCUCCUCAGCAUGAUGGGCAUCGAGACCAUGGAAGCCUGCCGCUUCAUGGACAAGGGCUGCAACAUGACCAAAUUCACCCAAGCCCUCGACGACCACAAGCCCAACUCUGCCAUCAUCAUGGCUGGCGGCGGCAACUUCAACGACUACUACUGGGAGGACCAACCGUCGAGAAUGCAGAUGAUCAAGCACUUCACUCAAGUCCCCAUUCGCGCUUUCCCUCAGAGCAUCCACAUGACUCACGAGGAUCGCAUCAACCGCACAAAGGAAGCUUUCCUGUCACACCCCAACCUGCAGCUCGCUGCUCGUGAUGCACCCAGCUACAAGUGGCUGGCAGACACCUUCGAGGGCGAAAAGGUCGCUUCGUCAAUCGACCUGGCCACCACCGACGGCAUCGGUAAAGGAGAGGUCAAGACUGUCUUGACCCCUGAUAUCGCAUUCAUGUGGGGCAGCCGUCCUGACUUCCGCGUCAACACGCCAAAGGAGUACGACAUCCUGAUCCUCGCCCGCGACGACAAGGAGAUUUCUGCCGGAAACUCAAAGUCCAUUCCCUUCGGCAAGGGCAACCUCGACCUCGGCGGCAGCAUCGGCAACGUCAGCUACUGGAAAGUAGACUGGAAGUUCACGCCCACCCCCGAGAUCGACAACAAGGAACACCGCGAGAACGGAAAGAACCAGCGCGCAUGGGCAAAAGCAACAGAAGGAUUCAGAAUGCUUGGAGCUGCAAACUUUGUCAUCACUGAUCGCCUGCAUGGACAUAUCUUGAGCACGCUGAUUGGAACGCCUCAUGUUGUUAUGGACUCGAAGUUGGGCAAGAACAUCAACUACCAUGAUACAUGGACAAAGGAUUGUGGUUGCACGAGAGUCGCAGAAGAUAUCGAUGAGGCUCAAGACUUUGCCAAAAUGUUCUUCGAGAAGGAGAAGAAUGAGGGAAGGUGGAAUGGCGAGCUCGUCCGUGGCGCAGAGUCAGAGCAGGAGGUCGAUUUUGAGUAA